AUCUUUCUCAACCCGGAACUAAUCUUUGGCUUUCGGAAUUAUUUCAAAGACGGACCAGCAAACAGGGGCCUGUUUUGAAGCUGAAAAUUUCUUCGAACUAAUCCUCUAAAAUUAAGUUAAAUAUUUGUUUCUUUAUUACUUUGACCGCAGUAUGGUAUCCCGCAGACAAGCUCGCGUCUGGAAAUACGUGGAUGAAGGCAGUUUUCUAAAGCUAAAGUCGUACCUGCGAAAGCACCGGGACCUGGACUUGAACUUCUCCCAGGGAAAGAGACAGAGGAGCCCGCUGCACCUGGCCUGUUCCCUGGGAGACGAUGCCGUGCUUCGGCUGCUGCUCCAACACGGAGCCGAUGUUCUCCAGAAGGACCGCAGGGGAGACACCGCACUGCACACGGCGGCUAACAGGGCUCUCAAGCUCGGCAAAAGAGCUUAUGAUGACCUGGUCGUGCCUCUCAGAAAAGCGUGUCCGGAAGCUUUGAAUGCUACGAACAGGACCGGGGUCACACCGCUGGACCUGUUGAGCUGGAUGAAGCAGUCAGAGGGAGCAGAAACGACUGGCCGUCCUCCUCAAGCCGACCCUGAGAAGGAGUGGUUGGAGAAGCUCUUUGGUGAAUGUGAAGACGAGUUUUGUGAAAACUUUGGAGUUUAUGAUGCUGAUGAUUUUCUUCCUGUCGAUGAUGAUGAUGAGGACUUUGGGGAUUGGGCUGAUCGUAUAAGGAGAGAGUAUUUUUCUAAGAAGCACGCUGAAGCUCAGAAACUGGCAGCGACGUCUUCUACGUGGAAAACUCGGAACGGCGCGCAAAGAAGGGAACAGAAAGAGGAAAGUCACAAAGACCUGCACGAGAGGCUGAAAAGAGAACACGAGGAGUAUCUGGCUCGAGCAGCCCAGAAGGAAGAGCAGACGCGGCAAGGAAAGAAGCGUUGUUACGAGGAGAGAUGCGCCGCCACUUUCAGUGACCCAUCCUCAUCGAGCAGCACCAAGCUGAGCUACAGCGACAUCCCUUGGCCUGCUCCUAAAGGCACAGUGCAGGAGAUGGUGGACGUGAUGUUACACGGCGUGGACAGAAAGAAUGUGGAGGUGUUUCGCAAAGCGCUCCGGAAGCAGCAAACCCUCUGGCAUCCAGAUAAAUUUGUCCAACGGUGUGAGGCCCGACUGGAGGAGAAGGACAGGAAGCUGAUCCUGGAUACGGUCACGGCUCUGUCUCAGGAGCUCAACCGAUUGGCUCAGAGUUUGAAGUCUUAAGAAAUUCAAAAGUAAUAAGUUGUGCCACAGAAUCCACAAUGUUUUUUUGGAGGGAUAUUGUAUUUCAGAUGUUGAUAAAACUGAUUAUUGUGUGCAGGACACACCCGUGUGAUUUAUUUAAAUUAUUCAUUUAAAUUAAAAAAAUCUCAAAUGUGG
This is a messenger RNA of Oryzias melastigma (Indian medaka), 1396 nucleotides long. It is a transcript of the gene nfkbil1, whose product is annotated as nuclear factor of kappa light polypeptide gene enhancer in B-cells inhibitor-like 1. The coding region runs from base 152 to 1240 and encodes 362 amino acids. Gene Ontology annotation, molecular function: protein binding. The transcript is spliced from 4 exons. Gene Ontology annotation, biological process: canonical NF-kappaB signal transduction. The record is from RefSeq and is a predicted model, not a curated record. NCBI's taxonomy places the organism in Eukaryota, Metazoa, Chordata, Actinopteri, Beloniformes, Adrianichthyidae.